AAAGGGGGGUUCCGAAAAUACUUCAAGACAGCCACGAGGCAGAGGCGAUGAGCCAAUCUGCACAUUGUGUUCAUUGACUAAUCUGGACCUUACAUGUGCAGUUAAAGAAGACCCUCUGACCUGACUGAUCUCAUCCUGCCAGGAUCCUCACCCGACCUUCCUCCCAUCACCGCGUCAAAUUGUGUCUUAAAUGAGUCCCAGAGCCUCCUCGACCACCUGUAUCAGGGUUAAAAAGGAUGAGUGUGUGUGUGCUGCUACGGUCAUUAUGCUUGUGGUGGCUGUCAUCUGGAUCCUUGUUUGGGUUUUACUGAGUUCGCCGAAUAACUCCGCAGAAGUCGUCUUCGGAAAGGCUGCCGUGGCUACCGAUUCAAAGAAGUGUUCAGAAAUCGGCAGGGACGUAUUGAUGGAGAAAGGAUCAGCAGUUGAUGCAGCCAUCGCAGCUCUGAUCUGUACUGGCAUUGUACAUUCCCACAGUUCAGGGAUUGGAGGGGGUGUUAUCUUCACCAUAUAUAAUGCGUCAACAGGAAAUGUUGAGGUUAUUAAUGCCAAAGAAGUAGCGCCUACGGAUGUGGACGCAAAGAAACUUGAUGUCAAAUUGCUGACGAGUGGACCACGGUCGAUCGCGGUUCCAGGUGAGAUCAGCGGCUACGCACUAGCCCACAAAAGGCAUGGCAGGUUGUCAUGGAAACGUCUAUUUGAACCAUCCAUCCAACUGGCUAAGGAAGGACAUCCUGUUGGAGAACUCCUUGGAGGUUUGCUCAAUAAAUACAAGAAAUAUGUGAUGAAAGACGCUACUUUCUGCGAAGCGUACUGCGAUCCCAGCGGCCAAAUCCUGAAGGCAAGUGACAUAAUAAAGUUUCCGAAAUUGGCCGAAACCUUGCGAAUUAUAGCAGAGCAGGGCCCCGAGGCCUUUUACACCGGGAGCAUCGCACAACAGAUCGUCGACGAUGUGUCAAAAGCAGGUGGAAAUAUCACGCUGAAGGAUCUUGCAAACUAUAAGGCUAAAUUAGACCAACCAAUAAAGGAAUCCUUUGGCAAAUACACAAUGUAUUCUUCCAACAUUCCUUCCAGUGGGCCUGUCCUCGGAUUCAUACUCCGAAUUCUAAAAGCCUAUAACUUUUCCAGAGAGAGUAUUUCAACCCCAGAGAAGAGGAGCUUGACUUACCAUAGGAUUAUUGAAGCUUUCAAGUUUGCUUUCAUGGAGUGGAGCAAGAUAGGCGAUCCCAAUUUCACCAACAUGGACGACGUUGUCGAACAGCUGAACUCCGAUUUGUUCGCUGGGGCCAUCAAGGACAGAAUCACCGAUGACACCACCCACGAUGAGGAUUAUUACGGAUUGCCUGUCACCGUGCCCAACACCCACGGGACCACCCACCUCUCCGUGGUGGCAGAGGAUGGCAGUGCCGUAUCUGUCAGUAGUAGCAUCAACAAAUAUUUUGGAUCAAACAUCCGGUCUCGAGUAAGCGGAAUAAUAUUCAACAAUCAGAUGGCUGAUUUCUCUGUGCUGGAUGGCAGUGGAAAGACACAAAAUAUCGUUCAACCAGGAAAGAGACCGUUGUCGUCGAUGUGUCCUUCCAUUAUAAUUGACGAAAAUAAAGAGGUGAAAAUGGUGAUCGGGGCAUCUGGAGGCAGGAAGAUCAUCACAGCAACUGCUUUGGUGAUAAUGAACGCAUUUUGGUUUGGUGAUAAUCUUAUGGAGGCCGUGGAGAAGCCAAGAGUUCAUCACCACUUAGUGUCGAACAAGGCAGAACUGGAGGCGAAAAUCGAUCAGGUUAUCCGGGAUGGGUUACUCCAGAGAAAUCAUGAGCUAACCAAUUACACCUAUAGCUCCACGGUCCAGGUUGUCAUGAAGAAAGACGGCAAGUGGGUUGCCAAGUCGGAUUCCCGCAAAGGUGGUUACCCGGCCGGCUACUGAGACGCAAACAAACUCCGCAAAGGCCCAGACAGAGAACACUACACCUUCCCGCAGAGCAAAGGACAAUUCCGUGUUGCCUAUUGUUUUCCAAGUGGCAUCUUCUAUCUCAACAACAGCAGAAGAAAGAGACCAAAAAGGUGACCAAGAAAGAUCUGAUAAUUACCGUCUUCUCUGGAAAAAAUAGCUUUGUUCCUUUCUUUAAAACUUAUUCGACAUUGCGAUGGUAUCACGGCUUUUUCUGGUCAGCCGUCACCUGAGAGCGAGCCUGUAGCAAGCGCUCUGUGACGCGACCCUGUGGGAGGGGUGUUAUAUAAAUGCAAGUUGUUGUUGUUGUAUCUGCGACUCAGCCACUAGGCUCAAAACCAUAUGAAAAGCAUAAUGCCAAUAGCUCAUUGAGCUAUGUGUGGUGAGGAAGGUUUUCUUGCUUCCAGCGUGCUUUUCAUUCAAAUCUCGGAAUCAUUUCGCUGGAAAGAAAAUAUCUCUGCACACAAAUAAAAUAUGAAUAUGCGAGAGGGGAGGCUUUUUUGCUUGUUGCUGCCCCCAAAAUAUUUUUGCUACUGUUUUUGAUGUUGAAAUUUACCCCAAAUUAAAAUAUAUCAGCUCACCCACAAAUAAC
Callorhinchus milii (elephant shark) is the source of this 2531-nucleotide messenger RNA. RefSeq names its product glutathione hydrolase 1 proenzyme-like. Gene Ontology annotation, molecular function: glutathione gamma-glutamate hydrolase. Gene Ontology annotation, biological process: glutathione catabolic process; peptide modification; regulation of immune system process. Bases 191 to 1915 code for a protein of 574 amino acids. The record is from RefSeq and is a predicted model, not a curated record. The transcript is spliced from 15 exons. Gene Ontology annotation, cellular component: plasma membrane. NCBI's taxonomy places the organism in Eukaryota, Metazoa, Chordata, Chondrichthyes, Chimaeriformes, Callorhinchidae.